CAGCCAGGAGUCACCAAGAUGCCCAUACUGGAAAAAGCUCCCCAAAAGAUGGCAGCAAAAACUCCCAGCAGUGAGGAGGAGCCUUUGCCCAAACUUCCAGUGCCCCCCCUGCAGCAGACCCUGGCAACUUAUCUGCGAUGCAUGCAGCACCUAGUACCUGAGGAACAGUUCAGGAGGAGCCAGGCCAUUGUGCAGCGGUUUGGGGCCCCUGGUGGCCUUGGUGAGACCCUGCAGCAGAAGCUCCUGGAACGACAGGAGAAAACAUCCAAUUGGGUGUCUGAGUACUGGCUGAAUGACAUGUAUCUCAAUAACCGCCUGGCCCUGCCUGUUAACUCCAGCCCGGCUGUGAUCUUUGCCCGGCAGCACUUCCAAGAUACAAACGACCAGCUGAGGUUUGCAGCCAACCUUAUCUCUGGUGUGCUCCAUUACAAGACCCUGCUGGACAGCCAUUCCAUCCCUACCGACUGGGCCAAGGGCCAGUUGUCAGGGCAGCCGCUCUGUAUGAAGCAGUACUAUGGGCUCUUCUCCUCCUACCGGCUCCCCGGCCACACCCAGGACACACUGGUGGCCCAGAAGAACAGUGUUAUGCCAGAGCCAGAGCACGUCAUCGUGGCCUGCUGCAACCAGUUCUUUGUCUUGGAUGUUGUCAUUAAUUUCCGCCGUCUCAGUGAGGGGGAUCUGUUCACUCAGUUGAGAAAGAUAGUCAAAAUGGCUUCCAACGAGGAUGAACGCUUGCCUCCAAUCGGCCUGCUGACGUCAGAAGGGAGGAGCGAGUGGGCUGAGGCCAGGACGGUCCUCGUGAAAGACUCCACCAACCGGGACGCGCUGGAUAUGAUUGAACGCUGCAUCUGCCUCGUGUGCCUGGACGCCCCGGGAGGCGUGGGACUCAGCGACACCAACAGGGCGCUUCAGCUCCUUCACGGUGGAGGCUGCAGCAAGAAUGGGGCGAACCGCUGGUAUGACAAAUCCCUGCAGUUUGUGGUGGGCCGAGAUGGUACUUGUGGUGUGGUGUGCGAACACUCCCCGUUUGACGGCAUCGUCCUGGUGCAGUGCACGGAGCAUCUGCUCAAGCACAUGGUGAAGAGCAGCAAGAAGCUGGUCCGGGCCGACUCAGUCAGCGAGCUCCCGGCCCCCAGGAGGCUGCGUUGGAAAUGCUCUCCAGAAAUUCAAGGCCUCUUAGCCUCCUCGGCGGAAAAACUUCAACGAAUAGUGAAGAAUCUCGACUUCACUGUUUAUAAGUUUGACCUCUUUGGGAAAACAUUCAUUAAGAAGCAGAAAUGCAGUCCUGACGCUUUCAUCCAGGUGGCCCUCCAGCUGGCCUUCUACAGGCUCCACGGGACACUCGUGCCCACCUACGAGAGCGCGUCCAUUCGCCGGUUCCAGGAGGGCCGCGUGGACAACAUUCGAUCAGCGACUCCAGAGGCACUGAGUUUUGUAAAAGCCGUCACCGACCACGAGGCUGCUGUGCCGGAGUCAGAGAAAUUGCUGCUCCUGAAGGAUGCCCUCCGAGCCCAGACUGAGUACACAGUCAUGGCCAUAACAGGGAUGGCCAUUGACAACCACUUGCUGGCGCUGCGGGAGCUGGCCCGGGACACAUGCAAGGAGCUGCCCGAGAUGUUCACAGAUGAAACAUACCUGAUGAGCAACCGGUUCGUCCUCUCAACCAGCCAGGUGCCCACAACCAUGGAGAUGUUUUGCUGCUAUGGUCCUGUGGUACCUGACGGGUACGGGGCCUGCUACAACCCCCAGCCAGAGAGCGUCCUUUUCUGCAUCUCCAGCUUUCAUGGCUGCAAAGAAACCUCUUCUACCAAGUUUGCGAAAGCAGUGGAAGAAAGCCUCACUGAAAUGAGGGGCCUCUGCAGUCCGCCACAGUCUACAGUGGGCAAGCCACUGGCAACAAAAGAAAAAGCAACAAGGCCCAUCGAGGGACACCAACCUUGA
Messenger RNA from Neomonachus schauinslandi (Hawaiian monk seal), 1941 nucleotides. It is a transcript of the gene CHAT, whose product is annotated as choline O-acetyltransferase. NCBI's taxonomy places the organism in Eukaryota, Metazoa, Chordata, Mammalia, Carnivora, Phocidae. Gene Ontology annotation, biological process: acetylcholine biosynthetic process; neuromuscular synaptic transmission. The record is from RefSeq and is a predicted model, not a curated record. Gene Ontology annotation, molecular function: choline O-acetyltransferase activity. Gene Ontology annotation, cellular component: cytoplasm; neuron projection. The transcript is spliced from 14 exons. Bases 19 to 1941 code for a protein of 640 amino acids.